Cadophora gregata is the source of this 1677-nucleotide messenger RNA. RefSeq lists its product as uncharacterized. Gene Ontology annotation, molecular function: monoatomic cation transmembrane transporter activity. Gene Ontology annotation, cellular component: membrane. Gene Ontology annotation, biological process: transmembrane transport; monoatomic cation transport. Lineage: Eukaryota; Fungi; Ascomycota; Leotiomycetes; Helotiales; Ploettnerulaceae. Bases 1 to 1677 code for a protein of 558 amino acids. The transcript is spliced from 4 exons. The record is from RefSeq and is a predicted model, not a curated record.
AUGACGGACGAAUAUGGCUCGUCGCCCCCCAAAGUGUACGGGAGGAUAGCGAGACCUCGAGGAUGGCUGCCCUUGAACAACGAAGAGGUCAAUCCGAUGGCUACCCAUGGAACCGGAGCUCUCGUUAGCCUUAUCAAGUCUCGCUCGAGUCAAUCUCUGCAUACCAUGCAGAGGCGACCAUCAUCGAUUAUUCGUGGUAGGGAAUCGCUGGAUGAUGAAGAGGUGGGGGACAGACGAUCGCGAGAAUACGAUGAUGGAGACGACUUCAAGAGCAUUGACGAACGACGUUUGAGCCUCAUUCUCAAUGGACCUCAGAUGCGAAGCCAAAGGCUUAUUGGGAAUAGCAAUCCUCGAUACAAGUGGGAGAGGUACUGGAAAACCGAGGAACAGUUGAAGACCAUGAAGAAGCCGAUUCGCCAGUACUACGAAAGGACCAACAGCUUGGUGCAACAAUACAUCUACAUCGAUCGACUCCUCGACUCUUCUCUCCCUCACGACCUACUGAAUGAGUAUAACAAUACACCAGGAAGUGGCCAUCAGAGUUCUGCAGCCCUGCGAGAUUUAGAAGUUCCCCCUACUAUAUCUGAAGAACCUCCCACACCAGAGGACGAUGACUUCGUCGCUGUCAAUGGCACGACAACAAAGAAAGUCAAGAGAACCCCCCGGGACCUCUACAAAGUUGCUAGUGAAAUCACACCUUUACUUGGACGAGACGAUGAGGACGAGGAUGACUUUGACGGACCACGCCCUGAGAUCCCUGGAAUGGAAGACGACAGUGUUGAAAGUGGUGACAGAAUCGUUCAGAUCGCCAUAUACGUGAAUCUAGCAGCCAAUGGGAUCCUCCUAGCUGGAAAGAUUGCCGUUAUAGUGCUCACCAGCUCUUUGUCCGUAUUGGCCUCCCUGGUGGAUGCUGCUCUCGACUUUCUCAGCACGGCAAUCGUGUGGACUACAACAAGAAUGAUUGAAUCUCAAGAUCAGUAUCAGUACCCUGUUGGUAGAAGGCGUUUGGAACCUAUCGGUGUCUUGGUGUUCUCGGUCAUCAUGGUUACUUCGUUCUUCCAAGUUGGGCUCGAAUGUGUGAGCAGACUGCACUCAGGAGAUCAUUCCAUCAUUCAGCUCACACUUCCCGCUAUUAUUAUAAUGUCGAGUACUGUCUUGAUCAAGUUCCUGUGCUGGCUCUACUGCCGCCUUAUCAAGAAUUCGAGUGUUCAAGCAUUAGCACAGGAUGCCAUGACCGAUGUUGUCUUCAACAUUUUCAGUAUAAUAUUCCCGCUUGUUGGAUUUUACGCAAAGCUAUGGUGGAUGGACGCCUUAGGUGGCCUUGCGCUAUCACUCUAUGUCAUCUUUAACUGGGCAGGAACAUCAGCUGGCCAUAUUCGCAACCUCUCUGGUGCAGCUGCAACAGCCGAUGAACGGAAUGUUCUCCUCUAUCUCACGAUGCGAUUCGCUAAAACCAUCAAGCAAAUCCAAGGCUUGCAAGCUUAUCAUGCCGGAGACAAACUCAAUGUGGAGGUGGAUAUUGUACUUGACGAAAACAUGAGCUUGCGAGACAGCCAUGACUUGGGAGAGUCACUGCAAUAUGUUCUGGAAUCAGUACCGACUGUUGAUCGAGCAUUCGUUCAUCAGGAUUAUGCAUCCUGGAAUCUUCCAACACAUAUGCAACAACAAGGAGAGUAG